GAUGAGUCGGCCAGCAGCGAACGCGUAACGCAUACGCCAUGUGAGCCGGAUCGAUGGGAUCGUACUCCGGCCAAGCCACAAUGCCAUCCUCCUGUAAAUAGCCAGCAGCCUUUUCUACUCGCGUCUCUGUCAAAUGUGUGUCCGUGUAUCCGCCACUGUAUAUACUGUAGACUCUCAUUGUUUAAACCACAAUAAAAAACGAAACCAAGCAAAGAAUAAAUAAAUAUUUAAAAAAAAUAUAAACGCGCGUGUUUUGGCCACAGAACGCGCAGCACACACAAGUUUCGGUGCAAAAACGGGUAUAAAUAAGCGAAAUAAUUAUAUGCGAAUGCUGUAGGAAUAGUUAAAUUAUUAGGAUUAAUCGAUUGGAAUUUCGCGCGCAAUAAGAACUAAUUAUAAACACGGGCAGCAUGGGACCAAUCAGACUCUAGAGCUAGCCACGCAUCCACAAAGUUAGUUGGACGAACGCCGGUCACGAUCACGAUCACAAUGGAUUAUAGCCGACUGAAUGCCAACAUCAAUACGGGCAACAUCAGCACCGAUGACUUUCUGGCCGUCUUCUCGACCGGAAAGCCACCGGACAAUGCCACCCUCAAUCCGCCCCUGCUCAGUGUCGAUGGUCAGCUGACGCUGCCGCCGGGAUCGGGAUAUGUCAAUGUCAACGAUACGAUAUUCUUCCUGAAUGGCAGCUUCUACAACAGCAGCCUGCAGCUGGCGGCGGGUUUCUAUAAUCAAAGCAGUGCUUCCGGGGCGACAGCGGGCAAUCUGACCAAUCCGAAUCACACAGAAGUCCACUGGGAUGGCCGGUAUCCCAGUGGAUAUACGCUUACGCACAUCGUGAUCGCCUCCAUCAUUGUGACCAUCCUGAUGAUCAUCAUCGUGGUGGGCAACAUGCUGGUGAUCAUAGCCAUUGCCACGGAGAAGUCGUUGAAGAAUAUACAGAACUGGUUCAUUGCCUCGUUGGCGGUGGCCGACUUCUUUCUGGGCCUCAUCAUCAUGCCAUUCUCGCUGGCCAAUGAGCUGAUGGGCUACUGGAUCUUCGGCAGCUGGUGGUGCGACAUUCACUCCGCAAUGGAUGUACUCCUCUGCACCGCCUCGAUCAUGAACCUGUGCCUCAUCUCGCUGGACCGCUACUGGAGCAUCACCAAGGCCGUCGACUAUCUGAAGUCGAGAACGCCGGCGCGAGCCGCCGUCAUGAUCACGGCGGUCUGGAUUAUGUCCGCCCUCAUCUGCAUACCGCCGCUCCUCGGCUGGAAGGUGAAGAUGCCCGAGGGACCGCUGCCCAAGUGCGAGCUAAGCGAGGACAUUGGCUACGUGCUGUACUCGGCACUGGGCUCCUUCUACAUACCCAGCUGCAUCAUGGUCUUUGUGUACAUACGAAUUUACUUUGCCGCCAAGGCGCGGGCGAGGCGGGGCAUUAAAAAGCAUCCCCGCAAAACGAACAACGAACAGGUAACGAGCUUCACCACCGCCAAGAAAGGAACAAUACCGAUGCCCUCCUCGAGCGGCGUGUCCGCUUUGCAGCUGCACCAGCAGCGCCAAAUAGCCACCAUCGAGACACCACCGAACAGCGCCAGCCUACCGAUGCAGAUACCCACGGUGACCAUGGACCUGGCCUCCGACAUAUCCACCUCGGAGGCGGGGGAACUGGAGGCGGUGGCCGCCCAAACGGUGCUUGCCUAUGCAAAUCCCAAUGGUGCGGGCACGAAUUCGGUCACCGUGGUGAGCAGCGGGAACGGGGGCACUGGGGCGUCGGGUGUUCCACCCAGCUCGCCGAAGGAGACGCUUCAGGUGAGCACGAUAGCCACCGGUCGGGUGGGUCUCAAUGUGCCCGUGCCGCCGUCCAUGGGCAGCAAUAGUUCCAUCAAUGUGCUGAACAACAACAACGGCACCGUGGCCAUGGAUGGCGGUGCCUCCGCCGGCGGCGGGGGAAAUGGAAGUGCUGUAGCGACGCCUGGUGGACUGCAGCAAACGGGCGGUAAUGAGCUGCGCGUCUCUCCGAUCGCCGGACGGUGUCGAGCCCUAUCCGUGGGCGUGGACACGGACAUGGUGAGUGAAUUCGAUCCAUCCAGCAGCGAUUCGGGCGUGGUCAGUCGCUGUGCCGUGGUCAAGCCGCUCAAGUUUCGCCUUUGCCAGCCGAUCUUCGGGCGCAAGUCGAGUAACCAGCAGCGGCGCAACGAGGCCAAAGCGGCGGCCAAGAAUCAACAGCCCAGCGGAGCGGCCAGCAAAAAUCAGCAGCAGCAGCAGCAGCAACAGCAGCAGGUGGUGAAGGCGGAACUGGAGCCGGCCAUACCGAAGACACCGAAGCCCCGGGAUCCGGAGAAGGAGAAGCGACGAAUUGCGCGAAAGAAGGAGAAGCGGGCCACCCUUAUCCUGGGCCUGAUCAUGGGCAGCUUCAUCGCCUGCUGGCUGCCCUUCUUCUUCCUGUACAUCCUGGUGCCGGCAUGUAGCAGCCAUUGCAACAUACCGGAAUCGGCGUUCGCCGUCGCCUUCUGGCUGGGCUACAUGAACUCGGCGCUCAAUCCGGCCAUCUAUACCAUCUUCAACAAGGACUUCCGACGCGCCUUCCGGCGCAUCCUGUUCAAGUGAUGUUUGGCCUAUGUGUGCUGUUACAGGUGCGUUUACGCCAGCAUCGAGAAGGCAACCGAACGUGCCAUGGGCAGCACACCAAUGGGCUAUGGUCAUGGCAUGUAUCAGCACUACAGGCGUUAGAUUUGCUUCGUUUUGGCAGUGCCAUAGGUCCCUAAGAACAUAUCCUACUCCGAUUCCCCAUCCCAGAACUGCAAAGCUAUUGACUGUCGAUGUUAUCGAUAUAUAUAUAUGCACAUAUCCCAUAUUAUCCAUUGGAUUAUUUCAUUUAAUGCCUCAAGACAUUAGUUUCCUUUAAAGCAAAACUAACUAGCCACUUGUAUUAAUAGGUUUUUAGCAACAUAUUUUUCUACAAAUUCCAAAACAUAAAUUAUUUUAAAGUAAGCUAGUUGUUUUAGCUAUCGAUAAUAUCGACUAACCGAAUAAUCCAUAGUUUUGCAGCUCUACCCACUCCCAUAUGCUAAAUCCUUUCCAAUCUUUCGUUGGAAUUUCUUUGGUUUGAAUAAAAAAAGUAACGAACAUUGUAGCUCAUUUCAAAAGCAAUGAACGGCUGUGAAUUUGAUGGAAUCUCUCAAUUUCAAUUUACGCAUUUUGGUUUCAUUUCGUUUCGUUUGGAUUCUCGAGCACCCUUGAACCCAGAGACCCCAAUCCCGGAGGCCCCAUAGCCCCCAUAGCCCACAGAACUCCCAGAGCAACCGAACGAACUCACCACAACCCACACUUUUCACACUCGACGAGCUCAUAGAAAUGCAUGAGCUGAGCAAACAAGAAUUUGAGCUGGGCAAACAUCUAUUAUGCUCCCUGAAUGGAUGUGUCCGCCAGCGACGUCUAUGGCCAUUCAACUUGAAAUAAUUUCGCAAAUUUCCAUUUGCGGCUGCAUUGCCAAAUGCCAGAUAUCAGUGCAGACUGCAAAUGUUUCGAAAGUCGGGUUCAGGUAGUCCCAAAUAACCAUUGUUCCAAGCUGGCUAACAAAAUGCAGGUCAACAAGUGUCAAGAUGGCAACAAAUGAAUUUAAUUCCUUUUUAAUAUUUUGGCAGCCGCUUAUCCGCUGCUUCGACGACGAAAAUCUUGGAGUCGGAAUGCAGUUUGGCCGUUGGCCAAAUCAAUAAUUCCUUGCGCACACAAAUGUAACUAAAAUCCAGCACAAUGGCCGCACAAUUUGUUGUAACAAAGUGAGCACACAUAGCUAUGGAAAUAGAAAAAGCGAGAAACCGAAACCGAAACAGCGACAGAUUCCACAAGGCAGGCGCAGUUUUGUUCAUUCACUCAAAGAUGUUUCACUCGGCGACACAGAAAGUGGGAGCCCAAAAAAAAAAAAUCCAAAUGUAUGGGAACCAAUGCCUAAUGGGCACAGACAGAUGCAAAUGCACAUGGUACGCUUCUACACUCAAAGAAAGCAGGGAAUUGUUAUAUUUGUUUAAAUCAUCUAGGAUAAUUUUAAAAACUUUAUGAUAUUACUUUCAUAUGCUUAAAUACAUAUAUCUCAACUUCAUAAACAAACUUUCCGCUUUAUUUUGAAAGCUUGUAUUUGCUUUUAGAACUCAGCUCAUUUUCCUUUCAGUGUAGCUCAUUCCAUGGCACCAUUUUCCCCACCAUUUCCCACUUUAGUUUUUGGCUAUGCAUCAGCAAAUGCAUGCGCCCGGCCGAGUGGAAUAGACAGCCCGUCACCCAGUCACCCAGUCAGUCAGUCAUUCAGUCUGUCCGUCCUUCCGUCAUUCAACCAUUCAGUCAGUCGAACGGACAGACAGUCGUCACUGGAACGCUACAAUGACACCGAGUUAGACGGGAAGAUGGUGACAGAGGAGCAUCCAGGAUGAGCAGGGUGACGGACCGACAGACAGACUCUGUUUUUGGCAUGUGGCCCAGAAUGGCUCUCCAUUUCGUUUGGCUGGUUGAGCUUGUUUUGCUGGGCAAAGCCAACCAAAAAAAAAAAUGACAAGGAAAUACUAUAUAUAGUAUGUGGCACGGCCCAGAGAAUCCACACAAAACACGGAGGCUGUCAGUCUAUGCAUAAAUUUUACGUACAAUUUAUUUUACUUCCUGUGUGUGCUCUGGCUGGCCUGUCCCUCACCUUUUUUUUGACACUUUGUGGCAAGAUGCAUCAAUAUCUGCGAGGCACUUGUAACCAUAAUCGGGCUAGAUUGUAAUCUGCAUAGAGCAAGCUACUAUCUCCAAUACAACAACUAAAAUCACCUUGUCCCAAAAAAAUUUAUGCCAGCUCUUAGCAGCGCUGGAACUUUCAACACAUGUCGGCAUAGUCGAAGAUUGAUCUGAUUUAUAGCUCUGGGCAAUAGCCUAAGUGCUUGCGGUUGCCGAAGACCUCUUAAAAUUGUUUAAGAACGCAUAAAUAAUGCGACCGAGAUCGGCCAUGAAUGCGCCUCGGUGCCACCGAGUGUUUCAUUUGAAUAAAUGGAAAAUGGAAAAUGGAAAUCGACGGCAGAACUUUGAUGGUGUUGAAAGACAAACAGCAAAGGCUUUUGGUGCCUGCAUUUUUUAUGGAUCACACAGCAUCCAGCUGAACGUUUUGGCAUUGUCAGCAAUGUGUGUACAACAACUGCACUCAAAUGACAAUUUGAACAACGACAGAAAGUCCAACAAUAACACCAACAACAAUUGCAACAACAACAAGCUAAAUGGCAGGACGAAAAAAAGGACCGUCGUGCACAAAGCGAAAUCGAAAACAAUUGAAAUCGACAGCAAGGGAAAACCAUGUGGGGGUGUUGCUAGAAGUCUGUGGCAGCAAGGGUGGUGCAGCAGGUGGUGCAGCAGGCACAUUAAAAUGCGCGACUACACGGAAAAAAGCAUUAAUAACAGCAUCCACAAAAUCAAUACCAAACCUAUCUAACUUAACAAUUUUGAAAUAUCCUUGUCCUAGAUACAUUUGCAGAUUUUAUAUUCCAAACAUAAAUAAUGCGAAAUCUUUUUAAAAAAUGUAUGCAUUUGCACUGCAAUUCUGAGGCUUUUUCAUGAAGUUCUAGUUAGUUAGUUAGUAAAGAUUUCCCUCAUUGUUUUCAGUGUAAGCGCACUAUACACACGCAGCACUUAACUGCACUUAGGUGCGACAGCCAGAUGAGUGUCGAACGGCAUUCCACGGAUGGCAUUGUUUUGCCAGGCGCACUGAAAGUCAUUUUCACUUAAAGCUGGCAGGCAUUUUAGACCACGCUGCGUAUACGCAACGCCAUCCAUUGUUUCCCCUUUUUUGGUAAAAACCGACUGAGAAGCAUUAAUAAAAUUGCAAUUAAUGUCACAAUUAGCAAUCACCAUAAAUUAAAUGCUCGACAACAAUUGAAAAAUUUAACACAACAAAGUAAACAAUAAAAUAAAAAAAUAAACA
Molecule: messenger RNA, 5923 nt
Organism: Drosophila mauritiana
Lineage: Eukaryota; Metazoa; Arthropoda; Insecta; Diptera; Drosophilidae
Gene: Octalpha2R
Product: alpha-2Db adrenergic receptor
Exons: 3
Coding region: 490-2589 (699 amino acids)
Biological process (GO): adenylate cyclase-activating adrenergic receptor signaling pathway
Cellular component (GO): membrane
Molecular function (GO): G protein-coupled amine receptor activity
Source: RefSeq, a predicted model, not a curated record